Molecule: messenger RNA, 416 nt
Organism: Podarcis muralis (Common wall lizard)
Lineage: Eukaryota; Metazoa; Chordata; Lepidosauria; Squamata; Lacertidae
Source: RefSeq, a predicted model, not a curated record
GCAGCGCGCGUGCGCAGCCUCCGAAAGUGGGCGGAGACGGUUAUGCAGGGAGGGCGGGGCGAGGGGGUUCAAUCGCGCUGGUCAAAAUGGCGGAACGCGGGUACAGCUUCUCCCUCACCACUUUCAGCCCUUCUGGAAAGCUUGUUCAGAUUGAAUAUGCUUUGGCAGCUGUUGCCGCAGGAGCCCCAUCAGUUGGAAUUAAAGCUUCAAAUGGCGUGGUACUGGCAACAGAAAAAAAGCAGAAAUCCAUUCUGUAUGAUGAACGAAGUGUACACAAAGUGAAUAAAUCAGGGCCUACUUGUUUCAUUGUCUAUCUUACCCAUCCCUAAGGUCUGAGUCAGGUAAAAAUAAGUUUUACUAAUCCAAUUAAAAUGUCCAUUGAAACAGGACAAAAAUGAAUCCGCUCUUUAAAAAUG